Molecule: messenger RNA, 3037 nt
Organism: Homo sapiens (human)
Lineage: Eukaryota; Metazoa; Chordata; Mammalia; Primates; Hominidae
Gene: MYEOV
Product: myeloma overexpressed
Exons: 2
Coding region: 1201-2142 (313 amino acids)
Source: RefSeq, a predicted model, not a curated record
GUUACUGUCCCGCGAACCCACAUCCCUACAAAGCAGGAAAGUAUGCUUGGGAGAGGCCAAGUGAGUGGGGAAUCAGCCCAAAGCCAGGCGUCCAGGGUCUCCCUCACCUGAAGCUGACUUUUUCCCCACCUUGGACAGAGGGCGGGAGAUGCCAUCCCCACUGAACCCAGUGCUUUCACCAGCCAUAUUAGCUCCCACUCACCCCCCGUCGUGGAAGCCUCGGCCGUCACACCUGCAGGGCCGGGGCGUGCAUGGCCUCAGGGAUGGCCUGUUCAGCUGCUGGGUGACUCGGGUCCAGGUGCCUCACCACCUGCUGAGCUCUGUGUGAUUUCUGGACACUUCUGCUCGUUGCCUUUGGGCUCAGUGAAGAGUCUGGAGUUUAUCUGGAGUGAGGUGGCCGGUUCUUGGUGGGAUCUGAGCAGGUAAGAAGCAGGGUCUUUCUUAUGUUUUAAGGAAAGCCCUGUGGCUGCUGGGUGGGGGACCAGCUGGAGGGGCAGGAGGGCAGCAGGUGACUCAUUACAAGGCUGGGGCCAUCAUCCUGUGAGAGCUGGGCAUGACCAGUGCAGGUCAGUGGGGUUGAGGGUACAGACCAGUGGGACCCACAGACGGCUCGGGAGUGACCAAGCCUCUGCUGAGCUGCCCAGGUCCCCUCUGGUGGACACCUCCUACCCGGAGCCCCCCAAGGUGGUGCCAAAGCUAGACCACCAUACAGCCAGAGGCCUCCAGGCCCUACCCACGACAGCCCAGCUGGCUUCUGCCCAGCCACCGUCACACACAGAGGGCAGCCGUCCCCAUGGUCCCUAGAGGCGGUUGAGGACCACUGUGCCUGGAGUCAUCUGUGGCUAUAAACCAGGAGGAGAAGGCUGCCCACCCCCUGCCCCAGAGAUGGGGAGGCUGGGGCCACCCGGUGGAUUUGGGCAGGUCCCAGCUUCCAGGAUCAUGAGGUGAAAACGUGAAGGGACCCUAGAGGCCAUGGGGACCCAGGCACAGAGCGGCGGCCUCUCAUCCUCCCCAUGGUCAAGGAGGUCAGUGCCUUCCCGGGGUGGAUUACGGAUGGUAGUAUCUUCCUUCUCCUCAGAGUCCAUUCAGGAGCAGGAAAGUUCAUCUCAGACCCUAAAUCCAGCCACGUCAUGCCACGCUUAACACCUCUAACAACUUCCCCUGGCACUUAGGACAGCGUCUGGCUCCUUCCCUCGGCUCAUGGCCCUCAGAAUCUGCGUCACAUACACCCCAGCUCUCCCGAUAGGUCUCUGCACUCGCUGUUGCCUCUGCCUGGAACAGUCUCCCUCCUGGUGUCAUUGUCUCCGUGGUGUGUCCUUCCUGACCUUCCACCUCCACCAGUCUGUCCCCCUUGGGGACAGGGACUCGUUGCUCAUGUUCACCCGGCAGGCUGGACACUUCGUGGAGGGCUCCAAAGCCGGCAGAUCCCGGGGCCGCCUCUGUCUCUCCCAGGCCCUGCGUGUUGCGGUGAGAGGAGCAUUUGUGUCUCUGUGGUUUGCUGCUGGAGCUGGUGACCGGGAGAGAAACAAGGGAGACAAGGGUGCCCAGACAGGUGCGGGGCUCAGCCAGGAGGCAGAAGACGUGGACGUGUCCCGGGCCAGGAGGGUCACAGAUGCACCACAAGGCACUCUGUGUGGCACUGGGAACAGGAAUUCUGGGAGUCAGUCUGCAAGGGUGGUGGGCGUUGCUCACCUGGGAGAAGCCUUUAGAGUGGGCGUUGAGCAGGCCAUUAGCUCGUGCCCUGAGGAGGUGCAUGGGCGGCAUGGGCUCUCCAUGGAAAUUAUGUGGGCGCGAAUGGAUGUGGCUCUGCGCUCACCUGGGCGAGGACUUCUGGCCGGUGCCGGGGCACUCUGCAUGACCCUGGCAGAAUCGAGCUGCCCUGACUAUGAAAGGGGAAGAAGAGCAUGCCUGACCCUCCACCGGCACCCCACCCCUCACUGCUCCACCUGGGGCCUGCCUCUGCGGGUGGCUGGGUCCUGGCUGACUGUUGUGACUGUUGAGGCCCUGGGGGGGUGGCGCAUGGGAGUUAGGAGGACUGGCCAGGUGGGGCCCACUAUGCACCCACCCCCAGUGUCAGGUGCUUCUCCUCUCCUCCUCCACCACCUCCUCCUCCUCCUCCUCAUCAUCAUCCUCACUUGUUGAGGACGUCCUGUGUGCCAAGUGGUUUAUAUGCCCAGCCUCAUUUAAUCCUCAGAAUGACUCCAUGAGGUAGCUACUAAAACCCCCCACUUAACAGAUGAGGAAACUGAGGCCUAGAGAAGCUCAACAAGUUGCCUAAGUUCCAAGUUUCCUCUCCCAACUCUCCUACCCUCUCCUCUUCCUUCUCCUUUCUCCCAUUCUUCCCUGCCUCUUCCCUAACUAGACAAUUUUUUAUUGAGUGUCUCCCAGGUGCAGGCAUGAGCCAGGUGCUGGGAAAAUCAUGAUAACCCAGCUCCUUCUGGUCAUUUUCUCAGCUGGUUAGAGGCUGGGAGGACACGCAAGUUCAGCUCCAGCCGACUGGGGCAUUGGUGGUAGCCCCUGGAGACAUUGUGCAAUGGGGCUACGAGGCUGCAUCUGGCUCCAGGGAAGCGUGUUGCAAUCCAUGAGUGAUGUCUGCCAUGCGUACAGGCAUGGAGAGUGAGGCGCCUGUACUGUCUUUCUGUAGACCCUAGACUGGUGGGGCCUCUGAAAUGCAUCCAGACACUGUGCUGGGUGUGUUGCAUGGCCCUCCCAACCAAUUCAGUAUUUUUCUCCCCAUUUUCCAGGGAGAAAUCUAAGGCGUCAGAAUGUAAGGUUCUUAUUGGAACCCAGGCUCCAGGGUCCCUGGUUUUCUGUGACAUCAUGCUGCAGGACCCUGUUUCUCUCUUUGCUUUGGCUGCUGGGGAGCUCAGAAGGGAGCUUUAGGCUUGCUCUCAGUCACCACAUUAGCUCAGGGGUUUGGGCAUUUUUGUCGCCGUCUCCUUUGGGCUCUGUCUCCUCCCUGCUGUGCUUCCUGAGGAGCAGGCCGGAUGUAAGUUAUCAACUAUAAAUAAAACCAAGACUUCCGUUCUGGCUCUCA